This is a messenger RNA of Adineta steineri, 1137 nucleotides long. NCBI's taxonomy places the organism in Eukaryota, Metazoa, Rotifera, Eurotatoria, Adinetida, Adinetidae. The record is from the annotation of a GenBank genome assembly.
AUGAAAGAAUCGAUUGUUAUUUCUUGGUCUGAUCUAAGUAAUCGUAUUCUAAUAGAAGAUAUGAAAAAGAACUAUUAUUUUAUUGAUUCUCAAGAUUUUCCAUGUGAUAACGCAAACUUAACUAAACAAGCAAAAUUAUCAGAUCGUUGUCCACAUAUUAAUGAAUUAUUUAAUAAAACAAUUGUUGACUAUCAUCCUCUUCGACGUAUAAAAUAUUAUCAUUUACCAUGUCAAACUUUUUCAAUCAAUUUUCCAUGUUUUUACGAUGAUGCUCAUUUAUGUUUUUGUUAUAAUCAUGCAGGACAACGUUUAACUAAUUGUUUCCAAUUUAAUCAUACAAUGAAAUAUGAUUGUUUAGGAGAAAAUGAAUAUAUAAAUGAUGAUCCAUAUUUUCUAAUUGGAUUAAAAUGUUCGAAAAAAGCAACCUGUCUUUGUCCUUCAUGUUCUUAUGGAAAACGAUGUCAAUUUAUUGCAAGUUUAAUUAAUGGACUAUUUACUCUGAUAAUAUUUAAGAGUAAAAUAUUACGUGAAGUUGGUUGUGAUCAAUGGUUAAAUGCAUGUGUAGUUUGUGAAAAAGCAAUAACAGUUGGUAAAGGUGCUUAUUUUAAUAAAAAGAAAAGCAAAAAAGUAACUAAAUUUAUUAUUAUUUUACUUUUAAUUUUUAAUAUUUUAAUAUUUAUUCAUGAACCACUUUAUCGACAUUUAAUUGAUGAAAUUGAUGAAGAUGAAAAUGAAAAACGAAUUUGGUGUGGUGUUAAUUAUUCAUCUAAAUUACAAAUCUAUAAUUCAGUUAUAACUACAUUUCAAUUUUUUGCUCCAUUUAUAAUUAAUUUUAUUUCAGCAUUUAUUCUUAUAGCACAUAAACCUCGUCGACAAUCAAUUAUUCAAAGACAACGAAAUUUUAAAGAUAUUUUAAAAGAAAAUUAUCGAGCACAUAAAAAUCUAUUUAUUGCAUCUAUUAUAUUAGUGAUUCUUGCGUUAUCACGUUUAAUUAUUUCUUUUACAUCAAAAUGUAUGCAAUCAAGCAAAGACUCGUGGUUAUUUCUUACAGCAUAUUUUAUUUCAUUAAUUCCAGCAAUGCUUACUUUUAUUUUGUUUGUACUACUAUCGAAAUUUUAUAAAAAAGAAUUUUUUUAA